ACCGGUCCAUCGUCGAUGAUCGAUUGAUCACACUUCAACUAGGGUAUACAGCGAAGCCAAAGGUUUAGGUUAGUCCUCAACUACACAAACACGACCAGAUGUCAGUGGGUCCCCAAAAAUUUAAUGCCCUCGAAAUGUCUACGGGCCACAAACCCGACACCAAUGGGUAUUACGGCCGCUAAACGCUUUGUCGCUCGCCGGUCGACCGUUGCUGUAUAUUUUUAAAUCAAUGUGAGACCCCUACUCUGACUGUAUCGGCCGCAGGGUCAUGGGAAUUCGAAACGCACUACCACCCGCACCGAAAAUGUUGGCAUCAUGAUCCAGUUUGAAAGACGCCGUUUUUGCCCUUCGAAACCUGGGAUGGGAUGCUCGGGCUUCUUGUUUCGUGCACCAUACAAUGUGAACCUCGAGUACAGCAACUUCUGCCUUCUCAGGAUAGUGCUUUUUGGCAUACGGAUGUCGGAUACGAACAGGCACAUCAUUUUCCAGAAUGUCGAUGACUGACAAGUCUCUCUUUCGGUUGCUAACAGUGGGAAGGGGAAGAUCGAAAGAUGAAUUACUGGCCCGACUUCGCCUGAACGAGAGAAGGACGGUUGUGAAGCGAAAUGAAAUCGUUCUUCCGAGCUCUGAUGGAAUUUACACCAGGCAAGGCCAUACACAGUCUGUACGCUCUCAUACGCUAUAGGCAACUGGGAGUAGCAGAGGAGCCUUCCGCAACGUCUCAGCGACCGAGGACACCCUUUCGGGAUUGAGAGUGUAGCGGUGGACGGCAAAGCAAGCCGGUUAAUUUCAGCGCCAAAUCUUGGGCGGUCUUCUUCUCGAUGGAGUCAUAUUAACCGACAGGGUCGCCGUAAUACAAAAACCCGGACCGACCGCUGUAGCAUUUGUCCUUUUCUCCCCUUUUCCCUCUUCCUCCCUCUCCCCCUUUCUUCCUCCGUUUUUUAUCAGUAUAAUGCCACGAACGACCCGACAGUCUGAUGAAGAAACUCCCUUGUUGCAGAAGAUUGAGCGUACUCCCAUUCCUUGGUUCCAGUUCUCCAUCGUAUUGUUCCUCCAGUUGGCCGAACCUUUGACUUCUCAAGUUAUCUAUCCGUUCACUCCUCAGUUGAUACGUGAUAUUGGGAUAACUCAUGGGGACGAGACAAAAGUGGGGUAUUAUGUUGGACUGUUGCAAUCGUUAUUCUUUUUGACACAGGCCCUGACAGUCCUACACUGGGCUCGAAUUUCUGACCGAAUUGGGAGGAAACCCGUCAUUUUGACCGGCUUAUUUGGAUUAUCUAUGUCCAUGUUUUGUUUCGGACUUUCGAAAACCUUUUGGGGCCUUGUCAUGAGCCGAAGUCUUAAUGGCGCACUCAAUGGAAACAUUGGAGUAAUCAAGAGCAUCAUGGCAGAGAUGACUGAUUCGACGAAUAUAGCUCAGGCCUACGCCUACAUGCCGCUCGCUUGGUCAACGGGAGGUGUUCUUGGUCCACUCAUUGGCGGAGCCCUAUCCCGCCCUGCUGAUCAGUUCCCUGAUGUAUUCGGACACUCGGAUUUCCUGAAAAAAUACCCGUACUUCCUUCCCUGUGCUGUUCCGGCUGCCUUCUCCGCGCUUGCUUGGGUGGUUACCUUUUUCUUUCUGAAGGAAACGGUUCCCACAGCAGUCUCGAUGUCUCGGCUAUUCAAUUUUCGGAAGAGCAAGGCCAACCUCACACUUCAAAACGUCGCUUCCCCCCAAGAACGAACCGCUGCAGUACAAACUGAUGGCAUUACGAAUGCGAAUGAUAUCCCUGACAAUGAAAAACCUGUCCCGUUACGAAAAUUAAUCACACCCGCUGUUCUCAUUUCCGCGGGGAAUUAUGCUUGUCUUUCUCUCGUGGACAUUGCUUACCGUGCCAUCCAACCUUUAUACUUUUCUACGCCUGUUGAGCUAGGCGGUCUGGGCCUUCCUCCGUCCACUAUCGGAAAUAUUUUGUCGACGUUUGGGUUAUUGAAUGGAAUUGUGCAAAUCUUCUUUUUCGCCAAGAUUCAUGAUCGGAUGGGCUCAAAGGCGACAUUUACGACCGGGGUUGCUUCUUUUAUCCCAGUGUUGUUGGCUUUUCCCGUCAUGCGAUACCUUGUGUUGGAGAACCAGGGAGUUACACCUUUGGUUUGGGUCUUUGUGGGUGUCCAGAUUGUCAUAUCUGUCCUGAUGAGUUUCUCUUAUGGUGCUAUAUUCAUAUACAUCCAGGCAGCUUCGCCAAAUCGUGCGUCACUAGGGGCGACGAAUGGUAUUUGCCAGCUGUCUGUGAGCAUAUGUCGAGCCAUUGGGCCCGCAGCAGCCAAUUCGUUGUUCUCAGUCUCGAUAGAGAAGGGAUAUCUUGGAGGAUAUAUGGUGUACUAUGCACUUUUGGGGAUUGCGGGGAUGGCUUUGAUGGCUGCCUCGUUGUUGCCUAGGCAGGUGCGGCUAUGAUUACCAGACGGAUGGACACAGUGCAGCUUCAAAAAAGGACACAGAAGAAUGAUCAUGAAUGUGUAGUAUAACGUUCGAUACUUUUUACGAUAGAACGAAUCCUAUCCAAUCAACCACCGUAUAUACUUCUCUUUCAAUCUCUGGGUGAGAUGACCCAGAUGGGAAAC
Molecule: messenger RNA, 2598 nt
Organism: Marasmius oreades (fairy-ring Marasmius)
Lineage: Eukaryota; Fungi; Basidiomycota; Agaricomycetes; Agaricales; Marasmiaceae
Exons: 10
Coding region: 953-2431 (492 amino acids)
Biological process (GO): transmembrane transport
Molecular function (GO): transmembrane transporter activity
Source: RefSeq, a predicted model, not a curated record